This is a messenger RNA of Poecilia latipinna (sailfin molly), 2094 nucleotides long. RefSeq names its product zinc finger RNA binding protein (gene zfr). Gene Ontology annotation, cellular component: precatalytic spliceosome. The transcript has 12 exons. The annotation marks the transcript as partial. NCBI's taxonomy places the organism in Eukaryota, Metazoa, Chordata, Actinopteri, Cyprinodontiformes, Poeciliidae. The record is from RefSeq and is a predicted model, not a curated record. Gene Ontology annotation, molecular function: double-stranded RNA binding; single-stranded RNA binding; zinc ion binding.
CUAGGAACGUCGUACUCGGGCUAUGAAGCAGCUGUGUACUCAGCAGCCUCCAGCUACUACCAACAGCAGCAGCAGCAGAAGCAGGCAGUUGCAGCAGUGGCAGCAACAGCUGCCUGGUCAGGAAACGCUUUCCCUAAGAAACCCACAUUCCAGAAUAAGCAGCUUCGACCCAAGCAGCCACCCAAACCCACUCAGAUACACUACUGUGAUGUCUGCAAGAUCAGCUGUGCUGGCCCACAGACUUAUAAAGAGCAUUUGGAAGGCCAGAAGCAUAAGAAGAAGGAAGCAGCACUGAAAGUGUCGCAGGGCAGCAGCAGCAGUGCUGCAGGAGGGGUGCUGUCCCGGAACACUCAGAACCAACUUCGCUGUGAACUUUGUGAUGUUUCGUGCACCGGAGCUGACGCUUAUGCUGCCCAUAUUCGAGGAGCCAAGCACCAGAAGGUUGUGAAACUUCAUACCAAACUUGGAAAGCCCAUUCCUUCCACAGAGCCCAGUAUGAUCGCUCAGACAUCAGCCUCUAGUGCUUCUGCUACUGGCAAGACCUCUCUUAGCAGUUCCAGCACUUCCAGCUCUUUGUGUCCGUCUUCCAACUCUUCCUCCAGCACUAGCGCCCCCUAUCUGAAAGCUGUCAACAUAACCAGCAGCACUGUGGUUACCAAGAAUCCACUGGCCAGCAGUCUCUCUGUUGCUUGUUCUGCGGCACCUGGCAAGAAAGUCAACACCCCGAAGAUUAAUUUUGUUGCUGGAAGUAAAUUACAGACGACAGGAAAGAUAGAGGAGAUAAGAGAAGAAGUCAAAGGCGAUACUUGUAAGCCGGUCGCGCCCUCUCCUGCUUCCCCAGAUGCUAAGGCUGACCUCUGUGAUUCUCUGUCCACAUCGGCACUUAUUGCUUUGCAGAGUGACGUCCAGCCUGUUGGUCAUGACUAUGUGGAAGAAGUCAGAAAUGAUGAAGGCAAAGUCAUUCGCUUUCACUGCAAGCUGUGUGAAUGUAGCUUCAACGAUCCCAACGCAAAGGAAAUGCACCUGAAGGGUCGGAGGCAUCGCCUCCAGUAUAAGAAGAAGGUAAAUCCCGAUCUGCAGGUAGAGGUCAAGCCCAGCAUCCGAGCCCGAAAGAUUCAGGAAGAAAAGAUGAGAAAACAGAUGCAGAAAGAAGAGUACUGGAGAAGAAGAGAAGAGGAGGAGCGCUGGAGGAUGGAAAUGAGGCGGUAUGAAGAAGACAUGUACUGGAGACGUAUGGAGGAGGAGCAGCAUCACUGGGACGAUCGGCGUCGAAUCCCUGAUGGGGGGUACAUACAGGGGCCCCCAGGCCCUCCUGGCCUUCUAGGAGUCCGACCAGGUCUACCAGGUCUGCAGCCACAGAGUCCCAUGCCGCCCCGUCGUCCAGAUUCUUCUGAUGACCGCUACAUCAUGACCAAGCAUGCAGCCAUUUACCCAUCUGAAGAUGAGCUCCAGUCCAUUCAGAAGAUUGUGUCAAUUACAGAGCGAGCUCUAAAACUCGUCUCUGACAUAAUCUCAGAUCAGGAACACGACAAAGAGGACGAUAAAGAGAAGAAGGAACCAGCCAAAGACAGAGUGCUGAAGGGUGUCAUGAGGGUCGGUGUCCUAGCUAAAGGCCUGCUGCUCCGUGGAGACAAGAACGUCAACCUAGUGCUGCUCUGCUCUGACAAGCCCACAGAAAGUCUGCUGGCCUGCAUUGUGGAGCACCUCCCCAAACAGCUAACACUAGUAACACCAGACAAAUAUGAGGUCAAGGGAUCGAUGGAGGAAGCGGCUAUCAUCCUAACAUCUUGCAUCGAGCCGAAGAUGCAAGUGACAAUCACUUUAACUUCACCGGUCAUCAGAGAGGAGCCGGGCCGGGAAGGAGAUGUAACCUCGGGUAUGGUGAAAGACCCAGCGGACGUCUUGGACAGGCAAAAAUGCCUUGACGCUCUGGCUGCUCUGCGCCACGCUAAGUGGUUCCAGGCUAGAGCCAAUGGUCUUCAGUCCUGCGUGAUCAUCAUCCGAAUCCUGAGAGACCUCUGUCAGCGAGUCCCCACAUGGUCACCUUUCCCUGGAUGGGUAAGUUCACAAUAAUGCUGAUUGCUGAUUCAUACA